Molecule: messenger RNA, 8748 nt
Organism: Closterium sp. NIES-65
Lineage: Eukaryota; Viridiplantae; Streptophyta; Zygnematophyceae; Desmidiales; Closteriaceae
Source: the annotation of a GenBank genome assembly
AUGGCGGUCGACCAAUCAGGCGACGCCAGGUCAUCGUCCCCCAUCCCGCACAUUGGCUUGCGAAAGCAUGUAAAGAAUCGACUAUCCAGGAUACUGGGACACGUGAAAGGGAAGUUUCUGGGUAAUGGGGAAGAAGAGGAAAGGGCAGAUGCUGGGGACGGGUGGGAGGAGGGGGAACGCGCAGGGAAAGGGCACGCGGAGGAGGGCGGGUGGGGAAGAGCGGGGGAGGGGGAGUGGGGGGAGAGCGAGGGGGACGGGGAGGGCAGCGAGAGCAGUUUCGUGCCUGGGAGCGAGGGGGGCAGCGUGGUGGUAUGGAGCGAGUCAGGCACGGUGACCACAGGGGGCGCGUGGAGCGAGGCGGAGAGCGUGGUUAUCCACCCCUCCCACAGCGCUGCUAAUAGUGCAGCAGCGCGUGCCUCGAAGCAGCAGCAGCAAGGGCGCGUUGGGGGGCGUGCGGGGGAAGAGCAGGGCCAGAGCAGCAGGGGAAAUGCGCGGGGGAGCGGGUGGAGAGGCGGAGAGGAAGCGGAAGAGGAGGGAGCACGCGCGCAGGUCCCUGUGCGCAAAACUGCCGCGGACUGGUUUGAUGAUGACGAGGAUGACGAGUGGGGGCUCGCCGGCGAGGCGAGGCGGGAAGACUCUGAGAGGGGGGCGGGGAGCGCAGGUGGGAGUGGCAGCUGGGGUAGGAGUGGGAACGAGCAGCAGCGCGCGCAUGGCGGGGGGAGGGGCGCAGGGGGGUUGACACGCAAGCCCGUUGACCUGGUGGGGGCGGACGAGGUUGAUGAUAGUAGUGAGAGCGGUUCUAGCGAGGGGGAGACGGAGGAGGAGAGGCGGCGGAGAGAGGAGGUGCUGCGCAGGCGGAGGGCGCAGGUGGAGGGGGCGCGCGGGGGACGGGGGUCUGCGCAGAGUGGCAGUGGGUGGGGUGGGGGGAAGAGUGAGGAGAGAGGGAGUGGAAAGGAGAGGGGGAGUGGUAAAGAGAGGGGGAGUGGGAAGGAGAGAGGGAGCGGGAGGGAGAGAAGGAGUGGAAGGGAAAAGGGGAGUGGGAAGGAGAGAGGAAGUGGGAGGGAGAGAGCUACAGCAAGCAAACAAGAUGCGAGUGAGGCUUAUGUGCAAGGGGACAGCGCCAGACGAGCAGCAGGCGCAGCAGCCGCAUGGGAGAGGAUUGUUGGGAAGAACUCAGGCCCUUCCCCUGCUGCACCUACUCAUGCCCCUGCUGCCCCUGCUGUUUCUGCCCCUGCUGCAUCUACCCCUGUCGCGUCCGCCCCUGGUACACCCACCUCAAAAGCCACCACCCCCGUGGCAUCCUCAGCCCUGCCUGACUUCGACUCGCUCAGCGACACCAGCAGCAGCAACAGCGACAGCAGCCGCAGCCACGUCAGCGGCAGCAAGAGCAGUCAUCAGGGCAGAGGCAACGGCAAGGGCAGGGUGUCGAUGGUACCACGCUCCUUCCCCAUGAGUCUGAGCACCACGGAGCACGGCUUUCUCUCCAGCCCUGAGUACGAUGAAGCCCUGGGCAGUGGCCAAGCGCCCUCCAUGCUCCCCAAGUCCUUCCUCCCCCCAUCCCGCAGCCUCACUACUGCUGGUGAAGCCGCUGCUGCCGGUGCUUCCGGGGGCAGCAGCUGGACUUCUAGCCUCGGCGCCCCUGCGUCUGCUGCCAGCCCUGCUGGAGGCUCGGGGAUAGGCUCGGGGAUAGGGUCUGGUGCGGGUCUGGGGUCGUGGAAGAGCAUGAAGCGCAGGCUCGGCCGGGCCACGAGCGUGGGCUCGGUGCAGACGGAUAUGGACGGGUGGUGGAGUGAGGAUGGGUGGAGCGAGAUGGGGAGGGGUGAUGGGCGGGACGAGGUGGGCAGCUGGUGGGACGAGGAGAGUGUGAUGAGCAGCUUCAGGGGGGAGAGGGGGGGCGGUGGAGGGGGGACAGGGGGGUGGAUGCGGAGUCUGUCUCGGGGGAGCAUUGGAGGGGGAGGGGAGUGGGGGGAAAGCGGGAGUGUCCCCGGCACACCAUCCUCUGGGCGGCCCAAGACUGCAGACCCAGCAUUCGGCCGCAGUGGGCUGGGACGCCUGAAUUCCGGCGAGGGAUUGGCAGCAGGGGGGGGAGUUGGGGGGGAUGGCGCGGGCGCGGAAGGGGGCGGAGGGGAGGCGGACGUGAGGGCGUCGAGCUCGUUUCUGGUGAACUGGCGGCGCAAGCGGCGGCAGCUGCAGCAGGAGCAGGCACGGAUGCAGGACGCUCUCGCAGCAGGGGGAGGGGUGGGCCGCCCGGAGCGAGGGUCCAGGAGGUUCGGCGCCACCGCCAAGCCUCUGGUUCGGAUCCGAGGCUCGGGGGUAGGUUCGAUGGGGGGGAUGGACGGGGGAAAGGGGUUGGAGCGGGUGGUCGAGAGGCGUGGGGAGGGGGGUUGGUCGGAAUCAUGCAGCAGUGGGAGUGGUGGUGGUAGUGCCAACAGCAGUGGGCGGAGGGUGGGGGAGGCUGAUAGCCAAAGCAGCAGCAGGCGAGGGAAUGGUGUUGGGAGCUCUACCCUUGCUGCUCCCGGUCCCUUACGUACUGCUGCUUCUGCUGCUGCUGCUGCUGCGAGUGGUUCUGCUGCUGGUGCUGGUGGUGGUGGCAGGGGCAUGGGCAGCAGUGGGGCUGCGGGGGGAAGGGCGCUGGUGAAGCAUGCGAGCUGGCAGCAGGAGAGGGUGAGCAGGCAGGGCAGCCCCUGGGGGUCCAGGGGAGCAGGCGCAGGGGCAGGCGCGCUGCAGCAAUCCGUGGGGCAAGGGGAGCGUGGUAACGAGAGGGGACGCGAGGGGGGCGAUGCUAGGGCGAGAGGAGGAGAUGGCGGUGGGAGGGGCGUGGGAGGGCGGCAGUUUGUGCGGCACUUGAUCCAGCUGGCCGCUCUCCAUUGGCUGGGAGGGGGGGAAGCAGGGAUUGGGGGUCAGGACGAGCAGGGGCGCCUGAGGCAGCCGGGGGAGCAACAGGGGAGCGGCGGUUUGUGCGGCACCUUAGUCUGCAGGAGGAGGGGGGGGGGGCGCCAUAGGAAGAGCUUCAGUCAGUGGUCCAUAGGCCUGGGCCUCGCCGCUGCUGCUACUUCGCCUGCAACGCCAGGCUCGGCAGGAGGCUCGGAACGUAGGUCCGGGCUGGGUGGUUCGGAGAGGCGGUUGGCUCGGAGGAUGAGUCUGGGAGGUGGGGAGGUUUUCAGUGCUAGCGAGUUGGGGAUAGCCGUGGAGCGGCGGGAGGGGUGGCGCGAGGGUGUGGGGGGACUGCUGAGAAAGGUGGCAGGGGGUAGCAAGGACGAGAGCACAGCAGGUGCUGCUGCUGCUGCUGGGGCUGGUGGGAGGCGCAGUGGCGGUGUGGGGGGGCAGCAGCAGAGCAAUCUGGCAGGGGGAAGUGGGGCGGAGGCAGGAGAGAGGGGCGCAGGGGGAGGAGGGGAGGCGAGGGCGGAGAGGCGGGCACGGUACGCCCUGAGGGGCGUGCAGGGCAGCCGGCUGCGGGAGCGCGCGUUCCGACAGCGAUGGGGUGCCGGUGGGGCGACGCCUGUUGUGGAGGAGGGCGAGGAGGAAGGCGAGGAGAGUGAGGGGAGCGCGGCAAGCGAGGGGAGGGUGGCGGAUGGGGAGGGGAGGAGAGGGCGGAGUGAGGUGGAAAGGAGGGCGGAGGGCAAAGGGGAGAGGGGGGACAUUGGGGAGAGGGGGGACAUUGGGGAGAGGGGGGACAUUGGGGAGAGGGGGGACAUUGGGGAGAGGAACGGAGAGCGGAAGAGUGAGGUGAAUGGGGAGAGGAAAGGGGAGGGGAAUGUGGUGGAAACGGAGGAGAACAAAGGGGAGGGAAAGGGCGACGGAAGGAUGGAAGAGAUGGAGGUGAAGAAGGAACAGGGGCUGCAAAGUGUCUCGGACAUGAGGAGGAGGAGUUUUGGCGAGGAUUCAAAUGGGAGCCGUCUCUUCCAUGAGAGUCGUGAACGAAUGAGAGGAGGUGAAGAUGCGGAAGGGACAUGCCGCAAGGUAGAGCAGGAGGCGGGGAGAAUGAGUGGCGGAACGAGAGAGGAGAGUGGCUGUGGCGGGGGCGAGGACAGCAGAGAGGUCCGAGGGAGGAAUGAGGAGGGUGUGGGCGGAGGAGGGGAGAGGGACGGGCAGAGCACAGCUAGGGAUGCUGAAGCAGGGAACGGGAGCAGUGAUGGGGGCGGUGGUGGGAGUGGUGGUGGGGGCAGUGAGAGGGGACGUGAAUUGCCAUGGAAAUCAGGCUGGCAGAAGCAGGCGGGGCAACUGAUGUGGGUGUAUGAGGCGCGUGGGGUAGAGAAGGAGAUGGGCCAUGCGGUGAGGGCGGAGGAGCAGUUUCAGAGACACAUGCAUGGUGAGAUGCAGGGGCAGCGGAAGGAGCAGGAAAGGGAAGUGAAGGAGAAGGAGAAAGAGAGGGUGCGGGAGAGGGAGCGGGAGUGGGAGCAGGGGAGGGAGCAGGAGAGGGAGAAGGAGAAGGAGAAGGAGAAGCGGCAGGAGAGAGAAAAGGAGCAGCAUGAGGUGCAGAGGAAGCAUGGUCAGGGCGGGGCAGGGCAGGAGUUGGUGCAUGCAGGGGGGGUUGGGAAGGAGGGCAGGGUGGUUGUGGGUGCAGGUGCAGGCAGCAGACGGCUGUUGACCCGCAGCUCCAGUGUGCCUCAUCCUGCUGCCCUUGCUCUGCCCCACCCGCAUCCUGCUCCUGCUGCCUCCCUUCUCUCGGACCCAUCACGCUCUAGCUCACAGCAUCAACAGCUCCAGUCCCCGCACCACUUACCGCAGUCCCCGAACCACCAGCACCGCCAGCCCGGUCGACCCAGAGGCCUCGUGAAGACUCUCAGCCUGCCGCCCUCUGCGCUCUCCGCUGCUGCUUCUGCCUCUGGUGUUCACACUGUUGCACCUGGAGGGCCUACUUCUCCACUGCACCUUUCCUCCCUGGCACCAUGCUCCGUUCUACCCGCUCUGCACCCCUCUUCCCCCGCGCUGCGCCCCUCUUCCCCCUCACUGCGCCCCUCUUCCCCCUCACUGCGCCCCUCUUCCCCCUCACUGCACCCCUCUUCCCCCUCACUGCGCCCCUCUUCCCCCUCACUGCGCCCCUCGUCCCCCUCACUGCGCCCCUCUUCCCCCUCACUGCGCCCCUCUUCCCCCUCACUCCUCCCCUCCUCCCCCUCACUGCGCCCCUCUUCCCCCUCACUACGCCUGCGCCCCUCAUCCCCCACUCCCAUACCCAAUGGGGGAAGUGGUGUGAGGCGGGCAGGGGCACGAGCAUCUGAGCGCCCCUCAACCGCUCCAUUACAGUGCUCCUCCACUGCCCCUCAGGAGCGCCCCUCAACCGCUCCAUUACAGUGCUCCUCCACUGCCCCUCAGGAGCGCCCCUCAACCGCUCCAUUACAGUGCUCCUCCACUGCCCCUCAGGAGCGCCCCUCCGUGACCCCAAUGCAGCGCCCGUCCUCCCCUCAGCCUGCACUGCACAAGGCAGCAGGAGCAAGGGCGUCUGAUCAACGCAGCACAUAUGCAGCCGCCCGUUCAGCCCAUGCACCUGUCCCCCACCCUGUCCCCCACUAUGUCACACACCCUUCCUCUGCUGCCCACCUUUCACCUUCUCUUGACUCUUCCCCUGCCCUUGACCCGUCCCUUGCCACGCCAAUGGCGCAGCAGCCAAUGGGCAGGGCGGGGUGUGAGAUGGAUGAGGCUGAGGGUGGGGGCGCAGGUGGUACCAGAGGAGAGGAGCGGCAGCGGGAGUGGAAUGCAGGGGGAGAGAAGACGAAGAAGGGGAAGGAGAGGGGGGUUGGGAAGAAGGGAGGGCAGAGGAGGAAGGUGCACGAGGAGGGGGUGGAGGAAGAGAAGGGGGAGCGGAAUCCUUGGGACGGGGGCAAGGAGGAAGCGGAAGAGGUGGGGGCUGAGAGGGUGGUACGAGAAGGGGAGGAGUGUGGAGAGCACGGGGGGCAGCAUAAGAAGCAAGCGAGGGGUUCAGAUGGCUGUGUGCACGGUGAGGUGAGCAGGAGUGCGCACGGUGAGGUGAGCAGGAGUGCAGGGUCACCCAAGAAGAUCAGACACGAUGAGCAGCACACAAAGGGUCUCGAGAGGUCUGGACGCAAGGAGAGCAGCCGCCACGAGAAGGGCCGUGAGAAAGGUCAUGCAGUGGAGCAUGGGGAGGGGAGGGAGCAGGAGGUUCUGACCCCGAAGCAUCCAGAAAAGAGUCCGAGGAAAGCAGGGAAGGCAUCUAAGAGCCCGAAGGGUGCAGCAGCUGUGAAGAGCCCAAAGAGGUCCAGGAAGAGCCCGCGAGGGGUGGAGAAGAGCCCACGAGGGGUGGAGAAGAGCCCGCGAGGGGUGGAGAAGCAGCAUGGAAGGCACAAGGACAAAGACGAGGAGGGAUUACCUGUGGAGGUGGUGGGGGAUGGCGCAGCAGUGUGUGAAGCGGUUGAGAUGGGUGCAGUGGGGCAUGGGGUGCAAGGGAAGGGUGGAGCGCAGGAGCAUGCGAGUAUUGAGGGAAAAACGAUUGAAGGGAAGGAGGAGAGCGGGGCGGGGGAACGAGAGCAGAGGGACUUGGGUAAGGUGGAGGUGGAGGGUGAGAGUGGGAAGAGGGAACGGGACAAGAAGCAGCAGAAGGAGAAGCGGUGGAGGGAGAAGCGGCACAGUAGGGAGGAGAAGCGGCACAGUAGGGAGGAGAAGCGAGAGCAUGGGGGUGAGAUGGGGGAGGGUGAAGCGGAGAAGGGGCAGCACGGGGGGAAGAAAGAGGGGAAGCACGGGGGGAAGAAAGAGGGGAAGCACGGGGGGAAGAAAGAGGGGAAGCAAGGUAACGAGGGGCGAACGAGGGGAGAGAAUGCCGGAGAGAAGGGAAGCCUUGAGGAGAAGCAAGGGGAGCAUGGUGACAGGAAGGGUCAUGGGAAGAAAAAAGAUGGGGAGCAUAGGGAAAAGAAGGGGAAGCAUAGGGAGGAGAAAGGGGAGCAGAAGCAGGGGAGUGAGCAUGGGGAAGCAUCUUGUGAGGCUGGCGGUGGUGUCAAGGCAGAAAGGGAGGCGGGCAGGAGGGAAGGGGGAGCGAGGCGAGGGAGGGAAAAGGAGAAGCGGAGGAAGAGCAGCAGUGGGUCAGACUCCGUGCUCUCACAUGCCCAUGCCCCCCUGGCCUCACCCCUGGACCACUCCUUGCCUCCCACCCCUACUGCUGCUGGUGUUACUGCUGCUGCGGCUGAGGCCACGCCAUGCCACACGGGUUCCAGCAGCUGUGCGUCCUCCUCAGACUUGAGUCUGGACCUGCAUGCCCAUCCGCACGCGCCCAUGCAUGCUGCCCUGCAUGCGCCCCUUGAUGUGGCACAUCCCCUCAUACACACUUCUGCUGCAGCACCCAUCCAUGCCACACCUCCCCCUGCGCCCGGCACUGCAUGCCAAAACGGGACAGCUGGCACUCGUGAUGAUGGUGGCAAUGGUGGCGAUGGCACUGACUCGCAGCAGCACGCGCAGGCAGCUUCACACUUGGAGGAGCAGCUUGUUGAUUGGAACAGCACCGCUGUUGCCGGUGCUGCUGGUGGUGCUGCCAUAGUGGCUGCUGAUGAGCAUGGAGGUGCGUGCCUGGAAGGCAGCUCGGGAGUGCAGACAUUAGGACAGCAGGGGUGGGUGCACGAUGGUGGGGAUGCACUGCUGUGUGGCGAUGGGGAGGAGAGGGGAGAUGGAGAGGAGCAAGGGGAAAGCGGGGAGGAGGAGGAGGACAAGGUGGAGGUGGAGGAGGGGGAGGUAGGGGAAGAAGGGGAGGACGUUGAAGAUGGAAAGGAAGCGGAAGAGGGGGAGGAGGGGGAGGAGGAGGAGGGGGAGGAGGGCGAGGAAGUGAGGUGGGUGGAGGUGUAUGGCAUGGUAGCUGUGGAGGAUGAGGUGCUGCUGGUGGGGGUGGAAGCACAUGAGGCGAGCUGUGAUGCAAUUGGUGGCACUAACGAGGAUGCACCCCAGGACCAGCUGACUGACCAGCAGACGCACGCAGAGCAGCAGCAGCAGCAGCAGCAGCAGCAGCAGCAGCAGCAGCAAGAGCAGGAGGAAUUGGAGCAAGAGGCGCAAGAGGAGAAAGAGCCGCAGAUGGGUUUCCUACGGAUUGAGGGGUCUGAGCAUGCUGAGGAGGGUCGAGAGAAGGAAUUAGCCGCAGCAGCUGUGUGUCAAGGCUUGCAUGCAGAAGCAGCCACUGUGGCAGAUGAUGACGUGGCAGGCGCUGGUGGGACAGGUGGUGAUGUGGCAGGCGAGGCUGGUGCCAUGACAGAGGCUGUGGUGGAUGCAGCAUCAGCAGACGCUGCAAGGAAUAUCAGCCGAGAGGCAUCUCAGCGUGCUACCAGCCACAAGGAGAGUCGCAGCGGCAGCGAAGCAAGCAGGGAGGAUGGCGAGAGUGGUUCGGAGGAGGAGCAAGGGGCUGUGAGCGCAAGCAAUGAGGGCGAGGGGCAGGGCCGCAGGGCAGCGCUGCACUCACCUCUGCACCUGGGGUCGUUCAAGCUGACUGCAUGGAGCCCUGGCAGUGCUGCACUCGAGGGUAGCAGAGGGGACAGCAUAGGCGCUGCCAUCAAGGGCACGGAGGAGCAGAGGAGCUUCCGCUUCCACCCCGCCAGCUCUCUUGUCAUCCACGUGCCCCGCACCGCGUCCCCCUCGCCCCCCCCACUCCCCCGCCUCCUCCUCACCCUCCUCCUCCGCCCUUACUCCCGCUCCAGCCACCCCCACGGCCCCUCUCACGCCCUCCACGCCUCUCACCCCUUCCACCCCUCUCACCCCUCGUCGCAGCAUCUUCACGCCUCGCUCGCUGCUCUCUGCGUCGCUUGGGGCGUUUACUGGUAG